AUGAGCCGCUCCCAGGUCUCCUCCUCUGAGCGCCACCACAUCAUUUCCACGGCCUUCAAGGGGCCGGCGCAGGAGGGGCCGGGCCCGGCGUCGCCCCCCUUCGGCGAGCGGGAGGACGAGGAGGAGGAGGACCUGAGCCAGGCGCUGCGCGUGGAGCGCUUCGAGCACAUCCUGCAGGACUCGCACUCGCGCCCCGUCGAGGAGGCCGGCCGCAGCUACAGCGAGGAGGACUUUGAAUAUCACCGCCAGUCCUCCCACCACAUCCACCACCCGCUCUCCGCUCACCUGCCCGCCGAUGCCCGGCGGAAAAAGGGGGUGACCAAGAAGGGCAAGAAGCCGCCGCAGCGCAGAGCCUCCCUGCCGCCGGGGGAGACGCCCACCAUCGAAGAAGAGGCCGAGGACGACGAGGAGGAGGAGGAGGAGGAGGAGGAGGAGGAAGGGGAGGAGGCGGCCAGCGACCCCCAGGCGGAGCAACAGGCGCCGCUGCCGGAGGAGAGCCCAGGCGUGCAGUUCUUCCUGCAGGAGGAGGAUGCCGCAGACCGCCAGACAGAGGGGCCCGCCACCCCAACCUUGCCCCUGCGCUCCCCUAGUCACCCGGGGGGCUCCCCCACUGCCAGGAGGGCAAAGAUGGGCAGCUCGGAGCGGGAGGAGCGCAGCGGCAUGGAGGGGCCCAGCAUGGCGGAGGGGGGCUCUCCAGGGCGCCUCUUGUGCAAGUCUCAGCCCGGGCACCGAAGCUAUAACCUGAACGAGCGCAGGUGCAUUGGCAGCAUGACUGGCGUGGAGCAGGCUCGCUACCAGAAGGUGCCCACGGACGAGUCGGAGGCCCAGACCCUGGCCUCGGCUGACCUGGACUACAUGAAGAGCCACCGGUUUGAGGACGUCCCUGGAGUGCGGAGGCACCUGUUCCGGAAGAGCACCAAGGGGCAGGUGGUGCACCUGGGCAAGGACCACAAAGAGCCCAGCGCACGGCAGCGCAAGCAUGACCGGAAGCCCCAUGAGGUGUUCGUGGAGCUGAACGAGCUGAUUGUGGACAAGAACCAAGAGAUGCAGUGGAAGGAGACGGCGCGCUGGAUCAAGUUUGAGGAGGAUGUGGAGGAGGAGACGGACCGCUGGGGCAAGCCGCACGUGGCCUCGCUCUCCUUCCGCAGCUUGCUGGAGCUGCGCAGAACCCUGUCGCAUGGAGCUGUCCUUCUCGACCUGGACCAGAAGACGCUGCCGGGGGUGGCGCACCAGGUGGUGGAGCAGAUGAUCAUUUCCGACCAGAUCCGCGCUGAGGAUCGUGCCAACGUGCUUCGAGCCCUGCUUCUCAAGCACAGCCAUCCCUCGGAUGAGAAGGAAUUCUCCUUUCCCCGCAACAUCUCAGCCGGCUCCCUGGGCUCGCUGCUGGGCCACCAUCACAGUGCCAACCACGUGGGAGAGGGCCCUGAGCCAGCGGUCACUGACCCCCUCAUAGGGGGCCACUCUGGAGAACACGAGACCCGGGUGGACAUCGACAGGGAGAGGGAGGUCUUGUCCCCCACGCACCCGGGCAGCAUCACCAGGUCCAAGUCGAAGCAUGAGCUGAAGCUGCUGGAGAAGAUCCCGGACAAUGCUGAGGCCACUGUGGUGCUUGUGGGUUGUGUGGAGUUCCUGGACCAGCCGACCAUGGCGUUUGUGCGGCUGCAGGAGGCCGCGCAGCUGGACGCCGUGCUGGAGGUGCCCAUCCCGGUGCGUUUCCUCUUUGUGCUGCUGGGCCCCAGCAGCACCAACAUGGACUACCAUGAGAUCGGCCGCUCCAUCUCCACCCUCAUGUCUGACAAGCAAUUUCACGAGGCUGCUUAUCUGGCUGACGACCGGCAUGACCUCCUCAACGCCAUCAACGAGUUCCUGGACUGCAGUGUGGUCCUGCCACCUUCCGAGGUGCAGGGCGAGGAGCUCCUCCGGAGCGUGGCCCACUUCCAGCGCGAGAUGCUGCGGCGGAGGGAGGAGCAGGAGCGGCGUUGGCUCCUCGGGCUGCCUGCAGAGCCCAAGUCCCCAGAGGAGAAAGCGCUGCUGAAGCUGAAGGUGGUGGAGGAGGAAGAGGACGACCCUCUCCGGCGCACAGGCCGCCCCUUUGGGGGCCUCAUCCGGGACGUCCGGCGCCGCUACCCCAAGUACCUGAGCGACUUCCGGGACGCCCUGGACCCGCAAUGCCUGGCUGCCAUGAUCUUCAUCUACUUUGCUGCACUCUCCCCGGCCAUCACCUUCGGAGGGCUGCUGGGCGAGAAGACCCAGGGGCUGAUCGGGGUCUCGGAGCUGAUCAUCUCCACCUCUGUGCAGGGCAUCCUCUUCUGCUUGCUGGGGGCUCAGCCCCUCCUCAUCAUCGGCUUCUCGGGGCCCCUGCUCGUGUUUGAGGAGGCCUUUUUCACAUUCUGCAGCUCGCACCACUUGGACUACCUAGUGGGCCGCGUCUGGAUCGGCUUCUGGCUCAUCCUCAUCGUGCUGGUCAUGGUGGCCUCCGAGGGCAGCUUCCUGGUGCGCUUCGUCUCCCGCUUCACCCAGGAGAUCUUUGCCUUCCUCAUCUCCCUCAUCUUCAUCUACGAAACCUUUUCCAAGUUGAUCAAGAUCUUCCAAGAACACCCCCUCCACGGCUGCAGCAAGGCCAACAGCACCGAGGCAGGAGGCCAGGAGGAGGACAGCCCCGUGGUCGUGGGGAACGUGACCGCCAGCCGAGCCGCCUCCCAAGUGACCGGGCAACCCAACACGGCGCUGCUCUCCCUCGUCCUCAUGGCCGGCACCUUCUUCAUUGCUUUCUUCCUGCGCAAGUUCAAGAACAGCCGCUUCUUCCCGGGACGGGUUCGCCGGGUGAUUGGCGACUUUGGGGUCCCGAUUGCCAUCCUCAUCAUGGUCUUGGUGGACUACAGCAUCCAGGACACGUACACACAGAAGCUUUCGGUGCCCCGCGGCUUCUCCGUCACAGACCCCGAACAGCGGAGCUGGGUGAUCAACCCCCUCGGGGGGAAGGACCCCUUUCCCAUCUGGAUGAUGGUCGCCAGCGCCCUCCCCGCGGUCCUGGUCUUCAUCCUCAUUUUCAUGGAGACCCAGAUCACCACGCUGAUCAUCAGCAAGAAGGAGCGCAAGUUGCAGAAGGGCUCCGGCUUCCACCUGGACCUCCUGCUGAUCGUGGCCAUGGGGGGGUUCUGCGCCCUCUUUGGGCUUCCCUGGCUGGCAGCAGCCACGGUGCGGUCCGUCACUCACGCCAACGCCCUGACCGUCAUGAGCAAGUCCGUGGCCCCCGGGGACAAGCCCAAGAUCCAGGAGGUGAAGGAGCAGCGCGUCACGGGCCUGCUGGUGGCCAUUCUCGUGGGCUUGUCCAUUGUGAUCGGGGACCUGCUGCGCAAGAUCCCGCUGGCCGUGCUCUUUGGGAUCUUCCUCUACAUGGGCGUCACCUCCCUGAACGGGAUCCAGUUCUACGAGCGCCUCCACUUACUGCUCAUGCCCCCCAAGCACCACCCUGACAUGCCCUACGUCAAGAAGGUGCGGACGCUGCGGAUGCACCUCUUCACGGGCCUGCAGCUGGCGUGCUUAGCGGUGCUGUGGGCCGUCAUGUCCACAGUGGCCUCCCUGGCCUUCCCCUUCAUCCUCAUCCUCACGGUGCCCCUGCGCAUGUGCCUGCUCAGCCGCAUCUUCACAGAGCGAGAAAUGAAAUGUCUGGAUGCAGAUGAGGCGGAGCCAAUACUGGACGAGAGAGAAGGCGUGGAUGAAUACAAUGAGAUGCCCAUGCCGGUGUGAGGAGGAGGAGGAGGGGC
Messenger RNA from Euleptes europaea (tarantolino), 3767 nucleotides. RefSeq names its product solute carrier family 4 member 2 (gene SLC4A2). Gene Ontology annotation, cellular component: basolateral plasma membrane; plasma membrane; apical plasma membrane. Gene Ontology annotation, molecular function: monoatomic anion transmembrane transporter activity; solute:inorganic anion antiporter activity. Bases 1 to 3750 code for a protein of 1249 amino acids. NCBI's taxonomy places the organism in Eukaryota, Metazoa, Chordata, Lepidosauria, Squamata, Sphaerodactylidae. The record is from RefSeq and is a predicted model, not a curated record. The transcript has 22 exons. Gene Ontology annotation, biological process: regulation of intracellular pH; transmembrane transport; monoatomic anion transport.